Molecule: messenger RNA, 3529 nt
Organism: Sinocyclocheilus anshuiensis
Lineage: Eukaryota; Metazoa; Chordata; Actinopteri; Cypriniformes; Cyprinidae
Product: polyhomeotic-like protein 2
Exons: 15
Coding region: 178-2655 (825 amino acids)
Biological process (GO): negative regulation of DNA-templated transcription
Cellular component (GO): PRC1 complex; nucleus
Molecular function (GO): zinc ion binding; histone binding; chromatin binding
Source: RefSeq, a predicted model, not a curated record
CUCCUCUCUGCUUGGUGUAGUAUGUGCCUGUCGGAUAGAGCAGACCUCAGACAUGGUGUAGGAUAUCAGGAAAGGAACAAGCGAUUGAAGUUGAGACGAGGCCUGUGUUGAGGCUGGAGGGGAGUGUGAAGGAUUGACAGUAAACGUGGAUCCGGCACAGGCAGGCGGAGGCCCCCCAUGGAGAAGGAGCAGGGAAGCGUGGCCUCUAGUGCCAAUGUCAACAUCCCCAGCACCACCUCAGCCUCCACCGGCAGCAACACUACAACAAACUCCUCCAGCAGACAGCAGGCUGUGCCUCAGAUAUCAGUAUAUGGAGGAAUCACAGACAGACAGACUGUUCAGGUCAUCCAGCAGGCCUUGAACAGGCAGCCCAGCACAGCGGCAGUUCACUAUCUACAGCAGAUGUAUGCAGCUCAACAACAACACCUCAUGCUACAGACCGCAGCACUACAGCAACAGCACCUGAGCCUGGCUGCAGUGCAGCAGGCUAGUCUAAUGGCAGGAAGGCAAAGCUGUAGUCAGAAUGGCACUACAUCCCAGCAGACUGUGGCCUCCCAAACCACUAUAAACCUCGCCACAUCCCCAGCGGCAGCUCAUUUGAUCAGUCGAGCCCAGAGCGGGAGCUCUGUUCCAGUCUGCAUCGCCCAACAGGCUGUGCUGCUGGGAAACUCCUCCACACCCACACUCACCGCCAGCCAGGCACAGAUGUAUUUACGAGCUCAGAUGGCACAGCAAACCAAUCUUGUGCAAGUAGCAAGGAGCCUAGGACGAGCUGUUCCUUUGUCUCCUCAGCUUAUCUUCACCCCAACUGCCUCAGUCACCGCACUUCAGCCGGAGACCUCUGCUCUGUCAAUCAACACGCCACCCACCAGCAGACAGGUGCAGAACUUGGCUAUUCGUGGCCAGCAGGGGGCGCUGACUUCCUCCCUCUCUCAGUCUCAAUUACAGAGCCUGAGUGUGAAACAGUGUCCCGGGACAUCAGCGCAGCUCUCUGUGACUAGCCAACCAGUGGCCCGACUCAAGAGUCCUGGAGCGGAGCUGAACUCUCAGGGAGCUGCUGCAAAGAGCAGUCCUGCAGAAACGUCCUCAGAGACUGUGGGAAAAAACAACAAAACCAGUGACCUCACAACAAGGGAGCUUAACGUGUGUCCCAAUGUGACCUCAGUGGCGGGCCAUCCUCUCAUCAGCACAGCAUAUACCCAAAUUCAGACCCAUCAGCUGCUCCAGCAGCACAAGCAGCAGUUUGUGAUACAGCAGCAGCCUCAGAUACUGCAGAGAGGUCAAGCACAGCUCUUAGAGGCCGCCACCAUUCAUCCUCACACAGUGCAAGCUGUAGCCAUUCAGCCUGCCCUGCCAGCUCAGCCUCAGCAGUGCCCUAUCUCUCUGCUGCCCAAAGUGCCUGUUACCUGCCAACAAGCUCCCAUCUUCCAUUCUACUACUGUGAGUCAGAAUGGACAGCCACCCAUGCUGAGCCACAGCAAAGCAGCACCUCUACAGCUUACUGCAGUUAAUGUCCAGAUCCAGCCAGUUCAAACUCAAGACACCCUUGUUCCUCUCGAACCGCAGCUGCUAUCCAUACCAACACAAGUGCCAACCCAGACAGAACAAUGCCAAUCGGUCAAACAAUUUCAACAAAGCCAAGUGACAGAAAACACAGAAGGCAGAGUGAAUGUGAAGGCAGGUGUGGGUUCACCUCCAGCAAUGACCUCGGGCAGCAGCAACAAUGCGCCCACGGUGACCGGCAGCGCUCCGCAAAAUGGCGAGAGUAAACCGCCGCCACAGGCGGUAGUGAAGCCCCAGAUCCUAACGCAUGUCAUCGAGGGAUUCGUGAUUCAGGAGGGUGCUGAGCCUUUUCCAGUUGAACGUCCGUCCUUGUUGAUUGAGAAUUUAAAGAAGCAGAAGCAGCAUCAGACUUAUUCAGACCUAGAUAAGAGGUCUCAGACCUUUCAAAAUGCCGACUCUGAGAUGGAGGAUCUUUCACAGCAAGAGCUGAAUAAUCAGAAUGCCGAGCCAAUGCUGUCAUGUGAAUUCUGUGGGACCGUAGACUUCGCAUAUAACUUCAAGAGAUCCAAGAGGUUUUGUUCUACGGUGUGUGCAAAGAGGUAUAAUGUUGGAUGCACAAAGCGGAUGGGACUUUUCCCAAGAAAAUCGACCUCAGAGAACCCAAAGAAACAGAAAGCCUCCGACGCCAAUCAUCAUAACAGCAGCACGGAUGUCAGGAAACGGAAUCCAAGUGCUCAAACAACCAUGGCCGCGUCUUUGUUAUCCCCACACCCCUCUCAUCCAAGUCACGGUGAGUCCAGCCAGUGCUCAGACAUGUCCAGCUUCGAAGAGCCCAUUUCGCCACUGUCCUACUCCAGCUUUGGAGCCCAAAGGCUUCAGAACGAGGAAAGAUUCGAUCACAGUGGAGAGCUCCCUCUCCUGAUGCAGCACUUCCUGGCCAGCGACCCCACCAAGUGGAACGUCGAGGACGUCUAUGAAUUCAUCUGCUCUCUGCCAGGCUGCCAGGAGAUCGCUGAAGAGUUUCGCUCUCAGGAGAUCGAUGGCCAAGCCUUGAUGCUCCUCAAAGAGGAUCAUCUCAUGAGCACCAUGAACAUCAAACUGGGCCCAGCUCUGAAAAUCUUUGCACGCAUCAGUAUGCUCAAGGACUCGUAGCCUUUCCCACACCCUUAUCUAGCUUGGAAAGGACAUCCUAACAGCUCUGCACUGGUUUCCUCAUCCCGUUGUGUCUUUGGGUCCUGCUGCUCCUCAAAACCACAAACUUGUGUGUAGUUCUCGUCACAGUCAAAUGGUUUCGUUCCAAAUGCAUGAUGAUGUGACUUGAUUACGAAUUUCUCGUGUAUUCAGCUGUGCCAGGCCUGGGAGGAGUACUUUACCAUUUGUGCAAACAAAUGUUCAUCAUAUGGUAGCAUGGAAACAGGUUUACAUUUUCUUCAGUUUUGAACUGGACUUUGUGAUUUGUCUGUCAUAAAGUGACAUUGUUGUAGUUCUGUCACAGUUUGUUUAGCUAAGGAAAAAUUUUGUACCUUUAGCCUUGCAGUGUACCAACAUUUGUAGGUAGUAGUAAACUGUUCAGGUUUCUUCAUCUCACAGGAUGUUCCUCAAUACAAUUACAACAGAUUUUGUACUCAAAUGAAGCAUUCUGACACAGGGAUAAAGGGAAUUAAAACUUUGACUCUAAGACGUGCCUAAUAUUUUAUAAAUAGCCCAAAGAUUACACAAAUGUUCAUGGUUUUUAGUUCAAAUGAAAGCAGCCUUUCCAAAACCCAUUUCGCAGCAUUAAUGUUUAAGGACUGCCAGUAAUAUCACUCUAUAUUUAAGUUCAGAACCCAUCCUGGUAUGAUCUGAUGAACUGGGAUCAUUUUUCAUAAAUCACUGUUAUCCCAACCAUCAAUGUGUGCACUCAUGUUUGGAAAGGUAGUGCAGCUUGUGUCUCAAUUUUUACAUUCAUCAUUUGAUCAGAUUUCUGUAUUUAUUGAGAGCAAGUCUCUGAUUCUGUUUUAUAUUUGAAAAUAAAACUCAGAAAACA